AUGGUGUCACCAAUAUUUCAACCCCAGUAUCAACAUCCGGUUGGGACGAAGCGGCUGCUGCUGCUGCUGCGGCGGCGGCGGCGUGUUAUUGCUUCAGUCCGCCGCCAGGGGUCGCCAGAAACAACAAUAAUCCCUCAAUCGAACAAAGCAAGAGAAAAAAACAGCACACACAAACAGCUCUCGUUGUGCACGACAUCUCUCUGCAUCAUGACCAGGCCCGCCUUCCUGAUUCUGCCAGUCCUUCUUGGAUUCUGCUAUACAUUCACAGUUAGUGCUGGUGUUAAUUUACAAGAAAAUGGAUCUCCAACACAUAAAUCAAAGAAGACAGAAAGAUUCGUGCCGGCACUCUGCACAGCAGUACCUGCCCCUUUGUCCUCAUCCCCAUCAGUUCAUGCUCUCACACCAGCUGAUAUUACAGCACUUCACACACUGGGGAUGCCUCUGUCCGAAAGGAAUGAAGCUUCCAGAGUUGUCAGUAGACUAAGAGAGUUGUUGACAAUGUUUAAUCCUGAGGUGGUCACUCAGCACAGGGAUCAAACCUACUUGCACCACAGGAGUUUAAUGCAGGAGGCUGAGGACCUGUCCUUCUCCCUUUCCAAUCAGGAGGUGACAGGGUGGCAGAUGGUGCUGUUGUUCGUCCCUGCAGAUUUAACAUGUGCCUGUUCACCAGAUGUUGUUGCCAAUGUUAAAACCACAGUGCAGGAAGUAGAUGCAGCUUUAAGGAUGCUGCAGAAGCAGUUGCGUCACACUUUAGUUCAUGUGGUUGUCUGGAGUGGACAUCAUCAGGAAGAUAAGUGUACAUGUGCAAGAGCAGGUAUAAACCCAGGUCUCCAUAAAGCAUUCCUACUGAAAGCACUGCAGGACUCUCUAAGUGAGCUUUUGAAAAAUCCAGCACGGUACAGCACAGGUGAAGACUUCACUGUUGUACUGCAGUCUUCUCCAGUUAUUCUUGAAUCCUACUCAGAUUCUGAAAUGACUGACUUCCAUCUUAAUGAAUUGACUCUUCAGCUAUGGAAAGAUCUGCUCCAGCCAUCAACAGACCAAACCAGAAUGAAUGAUCUUAUCACCAUUCCGUGUCCUACAGAGGAAAAGCCUUUCCUUCGAACACACAUAAACUCCCCCGUUGAAAGAGAGCAUGAGGAGGUUGUUAGUAAAGCCUCAGCACCAAUAGACCCUGUUAUGGGUACUGAAGUGCUUUGCACAGAUCGCAAUCCAUCUCCUACCACACCCUCAUCAGUUCACAAAGUCAGACCUGGGGAUAUCAAGGUGGUAGCAGCUCUGGGAGACUCUUUGACUGCAGCCAAUGGUGUUGGUGCAAAAGAAGACAACCUCUUGUUGGUGACUUAUCAAUAUCGAGGACUGUCAUGGAGCAUUGGCGGAGAUGAAAACAUAACUACUGUGACAACUUUACCAAACAUCCUGAAAGAGUUCAACCCUUCUGUGACUGGAUUCUCAACGGGCAUCGGGAACAAUGACAGUCCAGGAGCUUUUCUAAAUCAGGCUGUACCCGGAGCGCAGAGUGUUGACAUGGUACAGCAAGUGCGCACUCUAGUGGCCAAAAUGACAAAUGACUCGCGCAUCGAUUUCAACAACGACUGGAAAGUGAUCACCAUGUUCAUUGGUGGCAAUGACAUUUGUGCCUACUGCACAGACAGCGUCGUCUUUUCGGCUAGAAAUGUGGUCCUUCGAAUCCGUGAAGCCCUGGACAUACUACACAGAGAAGUGCCUCGUGCAAUUGUUAACAUGGUAGAGGUGUUCAACAUCAUACCACUGCGUGAAUUGCACAUGGAUAAAUCGUUGGGUUGUCCCACCUGGAUGGUCAACAUUAUUUGCCCCUGUGUACUGAAACCCAUCAACGGAUCAUAUGAACUGCAGAAGCUCAGUGACUUCAACAGAGCAUAUCAGCACGGUAUGAGAAAGCUGAUUGACUCUGGACGUUAUGACACACAUGACAGCUUCACUGUGGUACUGCAGCCCUUCUUUAGAGAGGUUCUCGUUCCCAGGUUAGAGGAUGGUCGGCCUGAUCGCUCUUAUUUCUCACCUGACUGUUUUCACCUCAGCCAGAAAGCUCACACCAUUAUGGCUCGGUCGCUUUGGAACAACAUGUUGGAACCAGUCGGCAACAAGACCUACACACAAGACUUCCUAGCUGAAAUCGAUCUGAAGUGUCCAUCAGAGAGCAACCCAUUCAUUCAUACAGCGGUCAAUAGCAACUAUACCUUUCCAGGCCUUCCACCAACUUCCCCUCCCAAUACUAACUGGGGCAGCGACUUUUCCUGCACUCAUACGGCUCCAUCAAACUCUGUGCCCACUUCAGCUCACAGAGUACGUCCAGCAGACAUUAAGGUGGUGGGGGCUCUUGGAGACUCUCUAACGGCUGCAUUUGGUGCAAGGGCAACAAACUUGGUGCAACUGGCCACAGAAUACAGGGGGGUGUCAUGGAGUAUCGGAGGGGAUGACACUCUUGAGACUGUCACAACAUUGCCUAAUGUCCUCAAGAAGUUCAAUCCUGGUAUCAAAGGGGCUUCAAAGGGGACUGGAAAAGAGCAGACUGGCUUCAACAUGGCUGUGUCUGGAGCUAAAAUAGAAGGGAUUCCAGAGCAGGUCAGACAUCUGAUUGAUGCCAUGAAAAAUGAUGCUACGGUGGAUUUUCAGAAUGACUGGAAACUUGUGACCCUCUUCAUUGGAGGCAACGACCUUUGUCAGUACUGCAACGAUAGAGCCAACCUUUUGCCUGCAAACUACACAAAUCACUUGAGGACAAGCUUGGAUAUCCUGUACAAUGAGGUUCCAAGAGCUAUCAUCAACAUCUUAGAGAUCCUGGAAAUUGAAGGCCUUCGUAGAAUCAAAAAGGAUAGUCUCGGAUGCACCUUGGUGCAAAAGCAAGUCUGCCCUUGCUUCUUGUUACCUGGAACGGAUUCACCAGAACUGGCUGAAAUGAAAUGGGUCAAUCGGGAAAUGCAGAUUGAGACUGAAAAUCUGGUGUCUGGAGGUCGUUAUGAUGGCAAAGAGGACUUUGCUGUGGUUGUCCAGCCUUUUUUCAGAAAUUCUAUUGUUCCAUUAAAUGCUGAUGGCCUGCCUGACGCCACCUACUUCUCCCAGGACUGUUUCCACUUCAGUGAGCGAGGACAUGCUGACAUGGCUGCUGCUCUGUGGAAUAACAUGCUGGAGCCAGUGGGUAAAAAACAGACCUACAACAAUUUUACCAAUGCCAGAAAUAUCCUCAAGUGCCCCACUGAGGAGCAGCCGUACAUCUUCACAAACGUGAACAGUUUCCCCAGUUUGACCACAACCACAGCACCCACAAUGGCCAGCACAGCACAGCCUUUCACUACAGAUUGUUCAGGCAAAGUCCAAGGAUGGCUUGCUGCUGUGCUGACUAUUGUUGGCCUUCUGAUUGGCUGCGCCCUGACCUGGCUCGUCCUCUCCUACAUACACAAGAGAAGCAAAAAGAAGACAGUUGAGAUGAACGACAUUGCUAAUGAUACUUGUAUUAACUCUUAUACUGAACCAUCCACCAGGCACUAAAAUGGAAAAAGUGAGGGGCAAAACAACACUUUCUAAAAGCUCAGUGCUUGCAGAAAUAAUUAAACAGUGUUUUAUAUUCAACACAGUAAUUUAAGUUGGUCUGUAUUGACUGUAAAACAAUUUAAUAUGUUUUACUUUAUUCACAGAAAUCUGUAAUUUAACUGAUUGAAUGACAGCGAUGUAUUUAAACUUUGUUUGGCUGAACAUAUCAAAAACAAUUGUUUAUGAGAAACGUUUGCACUUUUUAUUUUUGCAUGGACUGGCUAUGCAAAUUUAAAGGUUGUAGCUGGUCGAACAAAUUAAAUGGAACAGGUACAAUCAUAAACUACUGAAUAUAAGUACAUGCAAACAUGUGCAAGCCUGCAGACUAAUGUAACUAGUUGCACAUUACCUUAUAACUGCCUCAUAUCUGUAACCAGGGUUUUUGAAUAAUGUAACAUAAAGUAAUCAAUAUAAUACCCUUCUCAAACCUUGAUCAGAUAUGAGUAUAACAUUGUGUGGUUAUU
Messenger RNA from Girardinichthys multiradiatus, 4034 nucleotides. It is a transcript of the gene plb1, whose product is annotated as phospholipase B1. Gene Ontology annotation, cellular component: brush border membrane. Gene Ontology annotation, biological process: phospholipid metabolic process. The record is from RefSeq and is a predicted model, not a curated record. The transcript has 45 exons. Gene Ontology annotation, molecular function: phosphatidylcholine lysophospholipase A1 activity; A2-type glycerophospholipase activity; retinyl-palmitate esterase activity. The coding region runs from base 1 to 3528 and encodes 1175 amino acids. NCBI's taxonomy places the organism in Eukaryota, Metazoa, Chordata, Actinopteri, Cyprinodontiformes, Goodeidae.